GUGUUUCAGAUUGUAGCGAUGACCGGUAACAAGAUCGACUCCCUCCCCGUGGAGAUCGCUAACCUGAAGCGUGUUCAGCAGUUUGGGCUGAACCAUAACCAGAUGGACCACCUGCCGCUGGGGAUGUGCUCCAUGUACGACCUGCAGCUGCUCUCGCUGGAGGGCAACAGGAUUCCUGAGCUGCCGUCGGAGUUCUCCAACCUGGUUCACAUCAAGCAGCUGGAGCUGAGCAGCAACUCCCUGGAGGACUUCCCAGACUGCCUCUGUGUGCUGGUCCAGCUGGAGUACCUGGGCAUGAACAACAACCAGGUCGACCAGGUCCCAGCUGAGAUCUCACAUCUACGGAAACUCCGAGUUUUUCUUCUCAACGGAAACCAGUUCAGGGACCUACCCAAGGAGAUAUGCACCUUAAGGAAGCUGGAACGUCUUGGCCUGUCCCGUAACCUCAUUACCAAGGUCGCAGUAGAGGUCAAGAAGUUGGACAACCUGACGGAACUCAGUCUGAACCACAACCAGUUCACGGACUUCCCUACACAGGUGUGCUACAUUCCCAACCUGCAGCUGCUGACCUUUGACCAGUCAGGUGGGCCAGGUGUGCAGUCAUUGCCGGACGAGAUCGCCGAGCUUCAGCAUGUGACAGAACUGGUGCUGGACAACAACAACAUCAUGGCACUCCCCACUGUUAUGGGAACCAUGUCCAACCUCCUGCACCUGUCCCUAGCCAAUAACCAGCUGAUGUUUGUGCCGGAGAGCCUGUGUGAGUUGCCGCAGCUGCGCAGCCUGCAGCUGCAGGGGAACCAGCUGCAGCGACUGCCCAACAACUUCGGACACCUGGCCAGAGAGGUUGAGCUGAAUCUGACAGGAAACCCGCUGAUGAGACCCCCCACGGUGGUGUGCGACGGAGGGAAGGUCACCCCCAUUGGGCGAUACCUGAAGAAGGCGGAACAGAGGGACGAACUGCUGCUACAGAAGAUGGUGCAGUGUGUCCAAACCUCUAUCACCACUAAAGAUGUCUACACAACAGUACUGCCCAAACUCAGACUACCCAAGGAUGCCCUGGAGGUUCUGGCAGGAAUGGGUCGUCACGCGCCAAUCCCGGACAAGCUGCGGGUUGCCAUGGCGAGGUGGAAGGAGCUGCAGGCCACGCCCGCGGCCGGCGUGGAGCGCCUGAUCAGGAUCUUUGACGUUCUGGACAUUCAGGACAUUCUGGGCAAACUGAAAACAAUGAAGAUCAGGGCACAGCAGCAUAGGUUAUAGGGCAGGGGCCACAGGUUAUAUGACAGGGGUCACAGGUCAUGGUAGCGUAGGUCAGAGGUCAGUUUGUAGGACAUUCAGGACAUUCUGGGCAAGCUCAAAACCAUGAAGAUCACUGAGAAACCGAGAAGACAAAGUGAAUUACAGACCACGAAAUUUUGUUACCAAGGAGACAAAGUGAAUUAUAGUUACUGUAUUGGAGCAGUGAAAAGAGUCUAUUUUCAACUUUUACUGAAUUCAUAGGCUUUAUAUUUACUAUAUGCUCUAAACAGAAUGUAGUUACUUAGGGCAUCUGUAGUUUGCCAAGGAUGCUGCUUUAGUGCUCUAAUGCUAACUUUUAACAUGAUGUGGAAAUGUUUUACAAGCCAUAGGAACAGAUCUUUGUAUCCUACUUAUACAACUUAAUAUGUUAAAGCUAGAGGAAAGUUUCCGGUCCAUCAGUAGAAUAUCCUGAAUGUGCAGAACGUGGGAGGUCCUGACCAGCUCUCCAUGCAGAUCAACUUCAUCUGAAAACUUCAAGACGUCUGCAAGACUUCUUUGGACAAGAUCUACAGUUGUGAAGGAACUCCAUGAAGCAGUUAUUCGAACAAUUGGAUAUGAUUUUGGAAACGGUCAGAUGUUUAAGACAGCCAUUUGGCAUCUUUCGUGACAUUUGAACUUUGACAUGAUGAGGCAACAUUAGAAGUUGAUAAGCAACUUUUGAUGGCAAUCCAAAUGCCAUAAACAGCAAAUGUAACAUUGUCGGAAAACUUUGAUGACUUUUUUUGACCUAGUUAUUGCUAAACCUUAAAAAUGGCUUAUUUCGAAUUCUAAAUAACUGUACCUCUUAGCAGCCAUAGCUGAAUUGCGUGUAACUAUUUCACAUUAUUACUUUAAUAUGUAAAUAUUUAAACUUGCCAAAUGAAAUUCUAUGAAUGAAUUCUACUACCAUCUUCAAUUCUUCAUCACCACUUAUGAGUGCUAUACUGUAAAGCUUUUUGUGGAAAGACUAGUUAGGUUUGACAUGUAAUGUUAGUGCGAGUUUGCUGCUAUCUGAUAUAUAUAUGAUAUGUACAAGUGGAACAAAGUUUUAAAGUAUCCCAUCCCAGUAUGUAUCCUGACUUGUUGGCUUUUUACCAACGAGUUGCCAUUUUUUGUCCUUAUGUUCUAGUUACGCCAUAUCGAUUUGAUCAAUAUACGUUAUAGGGACGGUGGUCAUGGAAAUUCUGAUCCUUUGUGUUCAAAGAAAGUUUAGCAUUGUACUAUGAUUAUUACCAACACACUCAGACAAACUUUAGAAAAGUAUGAAUGAAAUUUUGAAUUAUAAUUUAAGAAAACUAUCAAUGAAACUUUGCCUUAAACAAUGACAUUUUACAGUAUGGGAUAUGAAAAAAAUGCAGUAUAAAGUCUGGGCAGAAACUAAUUAUAGAUAAUUCAUUCUUUGAGAAAGUUAUAUUUUUUAUCAUGCAGUUUGUUGAAUAGAAUGUGUGUUGUGAUCUUUGUUAACUAUUGAACCACAUGUAUAUAUUUUUUCAUUCACAAAAGUCACAGUGCAGUAACAAUCCAAUAAAAUCUAAACUACCACUA
Messenger RNA from Branchiostoma floridae (Florida lancelet), 2820 nucleotides. Its product is annotated as leucine-rich repeat and death domain-containing protein 1-like. The coding region runs from base 19 to 1257 and encodes 412 amino acids. NCBI's taxonomy places the organism in Eukaryota, Metazoa, Chordata, Leptocardii, Amphioxiformes, Branchiostomatidae. The transcript has 9 exons. Gene Ontology annotation, molecular function: protein binding. The record is from RefSeq and is a predicted model, not a curated record.